Messenger RNA from Paramormyrops kingsleyae, 2027 nucleotides. It is a transcript of the gene dcdc2b, whose product is annotated as doublecortin domain containing 2B. Gene Ontology annotation, biological process: intracellular signal transduction. NCBI's taxonomy places the organism in Eukaryota, Metazoa, Chordata, Actinopteri, Osteoglossiformes, Mormyridae. The record is from RefSeq and is a predicted model, not a curated record. Gene Ontology annotation, cellular component: microtubule organizing center; microtubule.
AUUUUUGUAACGUUUCCUUCUGUCUUAUUAAUCUGCAGGGUCAUGUGAUUGCUCUAUACAUGUGCUGUACAGUGUUCAUUCAGAAAGCCAAUUGUGCCUGGCUCUGCUGCCAUGGCAACCAGCAACAGUGACGCUGAAGGCAGUUGUGCGAGCAAGACCCAGCACUGGGAGCAGUGCGCUUGGCGGUGCUGAGACUCUGCAGGGCGAUCAAGCUCCACGGAGACAUGGCCACCAGCUGGAUGUCAGUGCCGGCGGCAAAGAGUGUCCUGGUGUUCAGGAACGGCGACCCCUUCCAUACGGGCCAGCGGCUGCUGCUGCGGCCAAGGGCUGGGGCCACGCUGGAGGCCUUCCUUAACGAGGUGACGCAGAGCAUUGGGGCCGCGGUGGCGGUCAGGGCCCUGCACACCCCCCGGCACGGCCACCGCGUGCGGGACCUGCAGGAGCUGCGGCCCAGGGGCGCCUACGUGGCCACCGGUGUGGAGAAGUUCAAGAAGCUGGAUUACUUGAACACAGGAGCCAGGAGACCGGAAGCAGGCCGAGGUGCUGCUGGACCGCAGGUACAGCCCCCCCAGAGGCCCAGUGUGUCUGCCAGGUGGAGGAAGGCUGUGCACCUUCCCUGUGUUGUGCACGUGUUCCGUAAUGGCGACGUUCUGGCCCCCCCACUGCGCCUCCUCAUCCCCCGGAGCCUGCAGCGGGACCUGGAGCAGGUGCUGGGCCUACUCACUGAGAAGACUGACCUUCGCACUGGAGCUGUGCGCAGGCUGUGCACUCUGGAAGGUGGGACUGUGUCAUCUGUGGACGAGCUGGUGAGCGGCCAAUAUUACGUUGCUGUGGGGACAGAGAAGUUUAAGAAGUUGCCGUAUGUUGAGAUGCUUGUCCAGAAAGCACCCGGCGCAGGCCUCAGGAACCACCCCAGAAGCCGGAAGCUUCCACAGCAUCGGCAGCAGACCAGGAAGCCCGUCAGUGUCCCACAGGAUAGGUACAGCGACUCGGCGCUGCUGGUGUCCCCAGAGGGCGACAGCCGGCGAGUCAGAUCCACUGGGGAUGAGGCAGAGGGCGGAGGGCCCAGGGAGGGUAGGAGCCCCAAAAAGGAAGAAUCUCUCUUCUAUGCCAAGCCCAUGAGGGUCCACAAGAACCGAGCUGGAUCCAGAGUCCCAGCAGCGAAGGGGGGACAGGCACAGUCCAGUGUGUUUAAUGGUGCUGUGAGGAAGAGGAGGGAGGAGACGCAGGGCGCUCAGCAAGUGGCCGAGGAUGAAGACACUGCUGUAGAGCUUCCUCUUGAUCAGAGGGUGUCAGAGACGGUGGAGGAUGAAGCUCUUGGUGAAGAUGAUGGCAGGGCUUCCCCCAAGGAUCACAGACCGCAGCAGCUGGCCACUCAGAACUGGAGAACUCAGUCUUCGAGGUCAGAUCUACAAAGUGAUCACAUCGAAGGAGCCAACAGCCCAGGCCUGCAGACCACCCGGAAAGAAGAAACAAAUUUCCAUGGAUCCAGACCAACAUCUAGGACCUCAGGGAGUUCUCUGACCCACCAAGAAGUCAAGUAUAACUGAGACCAACUACCUGAUGGCAUAAUUACUGUGUGAGACAAGCACAGUUACACCUAACGGUGCUUGGAUGUUCAGUUCAAGCAGCACAGGACAGAACUGCAGCCCAGGCCUGGAGGAGGAGAAAUUUCCUGCCAGCCUUUCUAAACUUUAGGGUUCAUAAUCAGUAAUAUGUAAACUUACACAACAACAGCCUGAAAGUAAUAUAAUAUAUAUUACCCACCAGUGGGUGUCACAUGACCUAGUUCACCAAUUACAGUGCAGUGUGAAGGACCGGAAAACCUGGAGUCAAUUGCAGAAAUUCUUUCAUCAAAUUCAGCUAUUGAAUAAGCCUCAAUGCUUUUGGAUGCUCUGUUCCAAAGCAGCAACAUCAAAUGUCAUUCAAGUACAUUUAUUAACUGCUUAAUUAUGAUUACAUACAUUAACACAUCUAAGAAAUGUACAACUAAAAAUCCUUUCACAUAAAAAUGGGAUUUUUAAUAA